AUGCCAUCAGACAGAAUGCAUCCCUCUCACACCAGGCUGUUACGGACAGAUAGAGGAUUUGUGCUGAAGGUGCCCAGCUGGCAAAGUGUGUGUGUUCUUUACUCCAUUUUCUGCGUCCUGGUUCUGCCCGAUUUUAGCGAGGGGGCAAAACCUCGCUGUGGAAGAGAACUAAUCGCUGACCUGGAGUUUGUGUGUGGGGACCGUGGAUUUUACAGAGGUAAACCUGGAGGAGCCCGUAGCAGUGGUGCUCGCUUUCGUGGGAAAGGCAUUGUAGAGCAGUGCUGCGUUCGAGGAUGUGACCUCCAGCAUUUGGAGUCAUACUGUGCCAAACCUAAGAGAAGGCGCCGUCACGCCCCUACGUCUCCACAACAGACUGUGGAUGAACAGUUCUGGCUGGUGUUUCAAAGGCGAUACCAUAAGCUUGCUGAGAUGAACAGAAAUGAUGAAGCUACAUCUCAAAGACUCAGAGAGAGGACACUCUACUGGUGGAACUCCAGUGAUUCAGUGUUAUCAAAUUCAAGCACCAAAACACCCAACCGGCCACCUUCUACACAUCAAAAUCAUUCUGCUGUGCAAAUGACACUUCUGCCAGCAUUUAUCACCAACAGUUGA
Messenger RNA from Xyrauchen texanus (razorback sucker), 612 nucleotides. Its product is annotated as insulin-like growth factor I. NCBI's taxonomy places the organism in Eukaryota, Metazoa, Chordata, Actinopteri, Cypriniformes, Catostomidae. The transcript is spliced from 4 exons. Gene Ontology annotation, cellular component: extracellular region. The record is from RefSeq and is a predicted model, not a curated record. The coding region runs from base 1 to 612 and encodes 203 amino acids. Gene Ontology annotation, molecular function: hormone activity.